AUGUCAUCAUCGACAGCUUGUACAGCUUAUUCUGGUCAAACAAGCUGUGACAAUGGUUUCCCUGUGGCUAAAACUCAUAAUCAUGAAAUCGAAUUUAAUCGGGUCAAUUGCCUUGAAUGGGUAUUGCAUGAAUCUGCAAGGAGCUUCUCCCUUGCGGUUAAGUCACUUGAAUUGCCAGGAAGUGGUCAAGAGCUUGCAAUGGCAUGGUCUGGGAAGGAUGUACAUGAAUGGCAUAAACGGAUUUCUUAUCAGGUCGCAGUUUAUGCUUUGUUAAGAACAGCAAUUGAAGUAGAAAUUUUGCUUUCCAGUGAACGUCAUUACAGUGACUCUUCACCAGUUAGUGAUAUCUUGACCCCAAAGAUUGAUAUGGUUGGUGAAUACAUCGAGAGUCAAUUAAACACAAGGCACUCAGAAUUAGUAGAAUGGUUUAGAGUGGUGGAACUACCACGUAUUGCAGGAUUCUUCAUUCCCUUGUUGAGGAAGUGGUCUAUGGAAUAUGCAGGAAGCCUAAACAAAGAAAUCUUCAGUGGUGUUGCAGGGAUGGUUGUGGCUAUAGGCUGCUGUGCAGCAGUGGCUAAAUUGGGUUAUGGCCGGGUUAAGUGCCCUUUUUUUGUGUUUUCAAUUGAGGAUGUAAUGGUAGAGCUCAUGGAUCUCUCACACAGCCUUGUGUCAGUAGAAAGAUUACAUAACUUAGCUAGUGAGGCAGGAUUUGAAAUGGAUUUCUUGUCCCAUUUUGGUAGAAAAGUUCUGCUGAGCAACAAAAGUGAAGAGGUAGAAUUUUGGAUUGGGUUGGCUCAUGAAAAACUCUCAACAGCAUUCCAUAAAGAAAGUGUGAUCCCAGGCAAGGAGAAUUUUCAUGACAAGGUUGAAGCAGAUACUUUGGCUACUUUAGGACUUUUUGCAUAUCUUGGGAGAAGGACUAGAUUAUUCUUGUCAAGAAUGGGCAUAAAGGAUCUUGAUGAGCUGGUUCAGGACUUCCUUAGGUAA
Prunus mume (Japanese apricot) is the source of this 987-nucleotide messenger RNA. The record is from RefSeq and is a predicted model, not a curated record. NCBI's taxonomy places the organism in Eukaryota, Viridiplantae, Streptophyta, Magnoliopsida, Rosales, Rosaceae.